AUGAUUGGACGUCUUACAAAGUUGAUAGGAAGACAAAGAACAGGGCCUGCAUACAGCGGUCGAGAGUAUAUAUACUUUGAUGGAACCUUGGUGAUAAAUACGGUCACCCAGAAGGACACAGGAUUCUACACCUUAGUAGUCAACCUUCCAAACAAAAAACAAGAAAUAAGAUAUGCACGGCUCAAUGUAUAUGAGCCAGUGAGAGUGCCCACCCUUCAAGCCAGCAACACCAGAGUCAUGGAGCAUAAGGAUUCUGUGGUCCUCACCUGCCACACAAAUGCAGUCUCCACCCAGUGGUUCUUCAAUGGCAUGAAUCUGCUGCUUACGGAGCGGAUGAAGCUGUCCUCAAAUGACAGAAGCCUCACCAUCGACCCUGUCAGCAGGGAAGAUGCUGGGAUUUACCAGUGUGAAGUGUCCAACCCCAUCAGUUGGGCUACAAGUGUGCCGGUUAAGCUGGAUGUAAAAUAUUAG
Molecule: messenger RNA, 471 nt
Organism: Myotis lucifugus (little brown bat)
Lineage: Eukaryota; Metazoa; Chordata; Mammalia; Chiroptera; Vespertilionidae
Product: carcinoembryonic antigen-related cell adhesion molecule 21-like
Exons: 2
Coding region: 1-471 (156 amino acids)
Biological process (GO): heterophilic cell-cell adhesion
Cellular component (GO): cell surface
Source: RefSeq, a predicted model, not a curated record